Molecule: messenger RNA, 447 nt
Organism: Mercurialis annua (annual mercury)
Lineage: Eukaryota; Viridiplantae; Streptophyta; Magnoliopsida; Malpighiales; Euphorbiaceae
Exons: 1
Coding region: 1-447 (148 amino acids)
Source: RefSeq, a predicted model, not a curated record
AUGUCUUGUUCGAGUUCUUUGGUGUGCAUUCUUAUCUUGUUUGCUCUAGCAAUAAGCAAAAAUCAUGCACGAGUGCCCCAACCUAUUCCUCGUCUAAAUUUCGAAGUGCACAUAAUCAAAGGUUACGCGAAUGGGUUGAUAUCAGGAACAUGCUCGUCCCCGAGCCAUAUAUUUGCUGCAAACUUUACCCUAAUCCAUUUAGAUGAUCAACACCAAUGGCACUUCAGGGUGCAAAUGCACACGCGUGCUUAUUUCGCUUGCUUGCUGCACAAGGAUCAUAACGAGCGCAAGACUUUCACGGUGUUUGAUCAAGCCGUGGACGGUCUGAAUAGAAGGUGUGGACGAACCGGUAUGUGCUUUUGGAAACUCAAAGAGGAUGGCAUCUAUUUUGCUGUCGAUAAUGUUAGCUAUACUCGAGAGUUUGCUUGGGAUCGUUACUCUAUUUAG